Bursaphelenchus xylophilus (pine wood nematode) is the source of this 1356-nucleotide messenger RNA. Lineage: Eukaryota; Metazoa; Nematoda; Chromadorea; Rhabditida; Aphelenchoididae. The record is from the annotation of a GenBank genome assembly.
AUGUUUUUUGGGACAAAUCGAGAUGAAGGAGUACCUGGGUUAACAGAUAAGAAGAGGAAGAAUAAAGAGUUUAAGGAUGCCAAGAAGAAGGACGGGAACGCCCCGCCUGCAGAUCGAAUACCUAUGCCUCCUUUACCAGAAAGUGUACUAAACGAAAGAAGAAUUCAGGCCAAAGAAAUCGGGAAGAGGGUAGGUAUGCAUUUACGAUGAAUCAGUCUUUCUUUAGGUGAAAAUUAGCGCAGAAAAUCCGCCUUCCGUGUGCCUGUAUACGAUUUUGAAUGCCCCUGGGGGUGUAUGCUCAGCAGCUUUGACUGAGAAUUGUGAGAUGGUUUCUAUUGGCUAUGGGAACUCCGUGAUUCAAGUACAUUCUCUCAACCAGAAAGGUCUCCCACUUCUGAAAUCUUCUUCCGAAUUGGAGCAAAUUGAUAUUGAUGCAGACGCCGAGAUGAAUGACGAAAUCUAUGACCACUCAAUAAAGGAAGAUAUCGUCGAAUUUACGGUAGGUAAGUUUGAUGCUGAAUUAUUCUACUUUUAGGGACAUCUGGGGCCGGUAUACUCGUUGAGCUACUCACCCGACCGUCGUUUAUUGCUCAGUGGAUCGAGAGAUGAAACUGUCAGAUUAUGGAGUAUUGAGAUGCGACGAAAUCUUCUCGUUUAUCGCAUGGACUCGCCAGUUCUUAGCUCUGUGUUUUGUUCACGAGGAUAUUAUUUUGCUGCAAGUACGGCCUCCAAAUUAGUAUCCUUAUACUCAUCGGAAAGGAUUCAUCCAUUAAGAUUAUUCUCGUCGGCCCAGGAAGAUGUGACGGGUCUCGACUUCCAUCCAAAUUGUAAUUAUAUUGUUGGCGGCAGUGAUGAUCACGAGGUUUACGUCUGGGAUGUACUGAACGCCAAUUGUGUUAGGAAAUUCACGGGCCACAAAGCCCCUGUACAUACUGUAAAGGUCGGUGGAUAUUUCUUUAAGUUCAGUGCCUUGAGAGAUAUUUCAAUAUCAUCUUUCAGGUAUCUCCAGAUGGCCGUUUUGUAUUGUCAGCCAGUACUGAUGGAAUUCUAAAUAUAUGGGACUUGGCGCAACAGAAGUUGUUCUGCACGCAGGAAUGCUCUCCGAUGCCCUUCCAUGUCCCGAUUACAUUCUCUAAAGACGGCUCUGUCUUCGCAAUGGGAAGUCCCGAAUAUGCAGUCAGCUUCUACAACUUCGAUCAGCUCACGUCUUAUGGCUCCGAGUUGUUGACUGCCGAGCAACGAAUUAAUCCAGAAGGGUUCAAUUUAUUCUCCUACCCCACCAAAAGAACUUCUUUACUCGAUUUCUGUUUCUCUCGGAAGAACACGGUUGUCGGAGUUGGGGCGUUCGAAGUAUAA